This is a messenger RNA of Lingula anatina, 3257 nucleotides long. Its product is annotated as SUMO-activating enzyme subunit 2. The record is from RefSeq and is a predicted model, not a curated record. Gene Ontology annotation, biological process: protein sumoylation. Gene Ontology annotation, molecular function: SUMO activating enzyme activity. NCBI's taxonomy places the organism in Eukaryota, Metazoa, Brachiopoda, Lingulata, Lingulida, Lingulidae. Gene Ontology annotation, cellular component: cytoplasm; SUMO activating enzyme complex.
UUUUUAUCGUGUAAUUUUAUUUACUCUUUUAAUAGCGAAUCAGCAGUGAGAAAUGAUUUGCACCGCGAAACCGGAAAAUGGCUGCUGAUCUAGGCGUGCUGAACGACGAUCUUCAGGAAAAAGUGAAGUCUUCUCGCAUUCUUGUCGUUGGAGCAGGAGGAAUCGGCUGCGAACUCCUAAAGAAUUUAGUUCUCACUGGUUUUAAAGACAUAGAAGUGAUUGAUCUUGAUACCAUAGAUGUUAGCAAUUUGAACCGCCAGUUUCUGUUCAGAAAGGAACAUGUGGGAAAGUCCAAGGCACAGGUUGCAAGAGAAAGUGCCUUAAAGUUUAAUCCAGAUGGAAAAAUAAAAGCUUAUCAUGAUAGUGUGAUGAGCACGGAGUAUGAUACAGAGUUUUUCAAGCAGUUUGAUGUGGUUCUGAAUGCACUGGAUAACAGAGCUGCGCGUAACCACGUGAACAGGAUGUGUCUGGCUGCAGACAAACCACUGGUGGAAAGUGGGACAGCAGGUUAUCUGGGACAGGUCACAGUCAUUAAAAAGGGUUUGACUGAAUGCUAUGAAUGUCAGCCUAAACCACAUCAGAAAACCUUCCCAGGAUGCACCAUUAGAAACACGCCCUCCGAGCCCAUUCACUGCAUCGUGUGGGCUAAACACUUGUUCAACCAGUUAUUUGGGGAGGCUGACCCAGAUGAAGAUGUUUCUCCAGAUACAGAAGACCCAGAACUGGCAGGGGAUGCUGGGAAGCAGGCAUUACAAAGUGAAGCCAAAGAAGACACUGUAGGAGGAAUAGAAAGGAAGUCAACAAGGAUUUGGGCACAGGAGACAGGAUAUGACCCCAUGAAAAUAUUUAAUAAGUUAUUUCGUGAUGACAUCCAUUACUUGCUGUCUAUGGAGAGUCUCUGGAAGAAGAGGAGACCGCCUGAGCCCUUGGACUUUGACAGUCUGCCAAAUACAGGUGGCAGUUCAGACAAUAUGAACCUCAUCCAUGACCAGAGGAUAUGGAGUGUUCAGGAAUGUGCUGAUAUAUUUAAACAGAGCGUAGACUUGUUGAAAUCUGAACUGCAGAAACAAGGGGAUGCAGGAAUCCUGGUUUGGGAUAAGGAUGAGCCUGCAGCCAUGGACUUCGUGACAGCAGCAGCUAACAUCAGGGCCUACAUCUUUGGUAUUCCUAUCAAAUCUAGGUUUGAUAUCAAAUCUAUGGCUGGCAAUAUUAUACCUGCCAUUGCCACUACAAAUGCCAUCAUAGCAGGGCUGCUUGUCAUGGAGGCGUUAAAAAUCCUCUCUGGAAAUAUUAAUGACUGCCGAACGGUCUACCUCAACAGACAUCCUAACUCCAGAAAGAAGCUGCUUGUUCCUUGUAUGCUGGACCCCCCAAAUCCAAAAUGUUAUGUCUGCUCCUCCAAACCAGAGGUCACCGUCAAGGUCAACACCACCUCCAUGACAGUCAAAUCUCUGGAGGACAAAGUUAUAAAAGGACAGUUUGGGUUGGUUGCACCAGAUGUAGAGUUAGAUGAUGGAAAAGGGACAAUUAUUAUAUCCAGUGAGGAGGGGGAGACAGAAGAGAAUGCUGCAAAACCCUUAAGUUUCUUUGGAAUCAAGAACGGCAGUCGUAUUAAAUGUGAUGAUUUCUUGCAGGAAUAUAAUCUCAAUAUAACUCUCCUUCAUGUAGAUAAACUAGAAGAAGAGAAGGAGUUUGAAGUAGUAGGAGAUGUCUCUGAAGUGCAAGCCAGAGCUGCUGAGGCAUCUGCAGCAGCAGCAGCAGCAGCCACAACUGUGUCAUCCUUUACUCCAUCCAACACAGCUCCUGAUAAUAGUGCUUCAAACAAUGGUCAGGGCCAAACAGAGAUUGAUGAUGAAGACGAUUUAGAAAUUAUUGAAGAUGAGGAAGAGGAAAUGAUUGUUGAAACAAGUGCUAUAUCUCGGAAACGUAAGGCAGAUGAGGUGGAAGAACCAGCUUCGAAAAAAGCCAGAAAGUUGAACAGUGAACAAGUUAACGAAGAUGAUGACGCUAUUGUGGUCCUAUAACCAGUAUGAACUAGAAAUGUUAUAGACUACAGAAAGAUGAUUAAUUUUAUAUUUAAAAGUAACAUUCUACAAGGACGUUUGUCGAAUGGGGGGAUGUAGACUGAAGUAAAUAAAAAUAUAUUAAAACUUCUAUCAGAUAUUUUCUUUUCCAAAUGAUGGGCUUUAAAUAUGACAAACCAAAAGAUAUUUUUAAUUUGAGCAGAAGGUUUGUCUGCCAGUAUUAAGGUAUGUAGGUUAGGUAGAUUUUUCCCAUUUCAAAGUAUUAGAACAACUGUGCAAAACUGAAUGUUAUUAUGAAAGUUUUUAAUGAGGGCGUUCAGCCAUUACCACUGUACUUGUGCAGUCUGAUACAUGAUGGCAUCACUUUGUCAAGAACUAUAUUUUCUUUGUUGCAAUAAUGAUGACAGUUAAAUGGUGAAAUUAUUAGAAAUCUCAGUCUUUUUGAACUCGAAUAAAGAGACCAUCUCCAUUCUGUGAAAGCCACUUGUACAGUGUAUUGUUCUCUGGUCUUUGAUGUAGUUCUGGUCAGAGAACAAAAUUAUUUGUCAUUUCCCAUUUCUUUUGAUCAAAAGGAUGGGGGAUUCCACAAGCAGGCAUUUAAUUCAUAGAUUUAUAUGCAAUGCACAACUGUGUUUUAAACAGAAAAAAAAAUUCCUGAUCUCCCUUCUUUACCACCAUCAACCUUAUCCAAACCUGCAGAGAAAAUUAAUUGAGAUCCGUAAACCAGCUUUUGAGCUCUUUAUUUGCAAUUAGUACCAUAAGAAAUUAAAGUCAGAAAAGAUGAUUUUGAACACUUUCUACUGAACUCCAUACAGCAGCCAUUCAGAAUGAUCUGAGCAUACACUUUUACAAAGUGGAUACUCAACCUCCACAAAACUCGGUUUGCAAUAAUGGUAUUUUGGCAUUUUUUGUGAAAUCUCUAUUUUUUCAUCAUAAGUGAUGGUAAGAGUUUAUCUUCAUUAAGUUCCAUUUCAGUUUACUGUAACCACAGCAUUACUGUAACUAAAAUUCAUGCUUUUAAGCAGAAUGCAAUGCUUUGUAUAUGUCUCUGUACACUGUUCUUAAAAGCUUGUAUUUUCAGAAAAAAACCUUUUGCGUUUCAUUCUCUCUUUUUAACAAACAUCUUUGAAUGAAACGUUUGAAUAUAUAUCCGAUUCUGGUCACAAAACUGCACAUACACAGUACAGAAAGGCUAAUUCUACUUAAGCACUGACAUCUGGAAACCAAAACUAA